Messenger RNA from Rhododendron vialii, 4119 nucleotides. RefSeq lists its product as uncharacterized. The coding region runs from base 913 to 3780 and encodes 955 amino acids. The record is from RefSeq and is a predicted model, not a curated record. Lineage: Eukaryota; Viridiplantae; Streptophyta; Magnoliopsida; Ericales; Ericaceae. The transcript has 5 exons.
CAUUGCGCAUGGGGUGAUCCCUUGUCUCCUUCCUCUUAUCCUACGCACCCAUCCUCUGUGCUCCACUGUACUCCUUGUCCUUAUCGAUCUCCCCCAUCAGUCACAGUGUAUACCGAGACCAGCCGCUUUCACAGCAGCCCGAUUCCUAGGCUUUCGAAUCACCAUAACAAAUUGCUCUUGUUUUUUGAACUCCGUUGCAUUGCUUUUUAGCUGCACUUUGGUUCGAAAAUCUCUAUCUCUCUCUCUCUCUCUCUCUCUCUCUCUCUCUCUCUUGUGACAGUUUCGGUUUUUGGUGAGCUGCUUGAGGGUCUCUAGAGAGAGAGGGGAAAGGAUUCUGUGAGGAGACAGGAGAGAAAAAGCGAGAUUGCAGAAGCACUGUUGUAACGUAGUGUCGGUUGUUGCAUAUAUAUAUAUAUAUAUAUAUAUAUAUAUAUAGAGAGAGAGAGAGAGAGAGAGAGAGAGAGAGAGAGAGAGAGAGUGAAGGAUUGCAGAGGCACUGUUUUUUUUUUUGGGUAGGUUUGCAGAGGUACUGUUGCAUCGUACCGUUUGGUGGUUGUAUUUUUCUGUUCACGCUUUUUGAGUAGUAUUGUUAGAGGUCCUGUGGUUUUCCUCGUGAAAGUAGCGUAAGAGCAGAUUAUUCGAUCAUUUGCAAUCAUGAAAGAGUGAAAUGAAGAGAAAGGGAAACUUUUGCUGAGAGAGAGAGAGAGAGAGAGAGAGAGUAGGCCUGGAAAAAUGAGGUUCAGGUCACAGAGGUUGUUUUGAGCAAAUUUAGGGGAUUGUUUGUUCUUAUGGAUUGCAUUCUAGUUAUUUUGCAUUUGGCUUCUUAAUUUGCAUUUCUAGGGCUGGAAGAGGAUUUGGAAUUAAGCGAAGUUUCGAACGAGGGUUUGCAAUUCGUUCCUCUGUUUUGGAGCUAUGAAUGAGAAUCCAAGCAAGACGGCGUCGUCGUCGUCGUCUCUAGCCAUGACGGAGAAGCGGCCGCAGAGGCCAGGGGGUUGCGUUGGUAUCUUCUUCCAGCUCUUCGAUUGGAACCGGAGGUUCGCGAAAAAGAAGCUUUUCUCUAAGAAAUUGCUCAUUCAAGGUCGUUCAAAACAGUCUUCCAGUAAGUUUGGUGGAGACGAGAAGUUGCCCAAGCUUCGUUUGAUUGCCAACGAAAACAGUGGCGGUUUCCCGAAUGUGAAGAAAAGUGGGACAUGUAAUGAUAAUCAUGACCAAAAGCCCGGAAUGCAAUCUCCGGGCUUAGUUGCUAAGCUUAUGGGUCUGGAUUCCAUGCCAGCUACAAAACAAGAUAAGUCGAAAAAGGCCUUGUUAUUUGAGAGUGGCAGUGAUAAAGAAGGUUGCGUAAGUAGUCACGGUAGAUCUGAUGACGAAGGUUCGAGUUUUGAGAAAGGAAAUACAAAAGGUGAAUUGAGGCCUCAGAAACUUCAGAAAACAGGACCUUUGGAACGACAACCGCUAAGUAGGUUUGGAGCGGAGGCAUUGCAAUUUAAAAGCGUUUUGGCACAAUCAAGAAAGCAUCGUUCUAAGCUCCCAUCUCCGGUGAAGAGUCCAAGAAUGACAACUGGAAGAAAUGCAUCUAGAUUGAUGGAUGCUGCUGCUAAAAUUUUGGAACCUGGGUUGCAAGCUACAAACAGGGCUAAAUCUUCUCUUAUUUACCCGAGUACUACGAAUCAUGUUCCCAAAGAUGAGGCUAAAAUGGAGGAAACAAUGGUACGGUCACUGGAUUUAUCAGAAAAGUGCGAUUAUCGUGUGAUUGCCGUCAGGUCAUUGCAGGGGCAUUCUUGCAAAAACUGUGGCAGUUUGGUAGAUGAUGCGGGGUCCAACCCGAAUCUGGUGGAACAGCCGUUGCCCUUUGCUUCCUCUGUCCCCAAUCAUGUCAACGCGUCAUUUGAAGCAUUAGAAAGGAGUAAGCCUAGUCCAGUGAUAUCCUCCCUUAGGCGAGAAAAGGAGAGAGUUGGUGAUAGAAUUCAGGAGCAACCCUUCCCUUUUACUGCUCAAGCAAGGAUCAAUCCUCGUACUCGUGGUGAAGCCAUUUCUAAAAGAAAGCCAAUCAAUCUAGAAGAUGAAAGGUGGCAUUGGACAAGCCAACAGUGCAAACCUCAAAAGGGCGUACCGUCUUCGAUUUAUUAUAGGCACAACAACCAGAGACAAAAUCAGGUACCGGUCACCAGGGAUAGAGGUACAACAAGGUCAAAUUUAAGUAGUCUGCAGACCAGUAGAGUUUCAUCUGCUGCAAAUGCUAUUAACAAGUCCAAAGAUUUUCUUGCAUUCAAUGGAAAUCUUAGUCCAGCCCAGUCAAGGAUGCCUGUAAAGGUUGAUAAUUGCAAGGGUAAUGCAGAGAUGAAUUCUUGUAACAGGAGAGAAGGUGGCUUAUCCCCAGUGAGGAAGAGAAGGUCAACCAUUGUUAAUCAACAGGGUGAAAAUUCUGGUUUUGUCAGUUCCACCUUUGCAAAACAAAGAAAUUUUACGUGUGAUGCAAUGACUGGAAUGGGAAUGGGACUUAAUACUCACUCUGUGAACUGCACCUGUAGUAGGAGCAUAAUGGCACAGGAAGAACGUAGUAGAACCAAUAGUAGCAAGGACAGUGGGGUUAUUUCUUUCACGUUUAGUUCACCUAUGAAGCAGAAGACUGCGAGUGGCAUUACUCCUGAUAAGACUCCAGAGAUAUCCAUUAAGGAUAAAAUUGAUUUGAAGAUGAGCAUGGAAAAAUCAUUUGCCUUGAGUGGGGAUGCAUUAGGUGCCCUUCUAGAAAAAAAAUUGAAGGAGUUGACUUGUCAAGAAGAGGAUGAGUUGGGUACAGGAGGUACUCGACCAAAGAGAACCAGUGCUAUGAUUCUCCAAGAGCUAAUAUCUGCCUUAACUGCUGACAGACCAAUUUCUCAUGAUGAUAACACAGAAAAAGUUUUGCGCCACGCUGAUCAUUUGUUGAACAAAAAAGUAAUGUUUCAGGCCAAAGAAAAGAACCCUGGGGCUUCGCUUGGUUAUUUACGUGACGGUGAUCAUCUUAGCCCAGGAUCUGUUUUGGAAGCUUCUUUUUCAAACGACAGCUGCUUUUCGAGCAGUGUGGACGAUAGCUCAGCGGAACCAUUACAACCUGAUGCAGAGCUUUUGGAUUCGGCAACUUCAUUUAGCGAAGGGGGUUAUGGCCUUCAGUUGGCGACUAAUCUCCUUCAACAUAUUUCGGAUGUAUUAUACAGCAUGUGCUUAGCUGACACUGGACUAAAGGGAAGCAAGCUAUUUCAUGCAGAGGAGGUAAUCUUGAACGCUGAAUUGAUCUUCAGAAGUUCAGACAGAACCGAUGAUUUUUCUUUAAGCCAGUUUCUCGUUAAUGAGUUGGAAACUCUUGCGAAUGGUCUGUUGGCGGAAUUUGGUCAGUUUCUUCCUUGUGUUGAGGACACAAAACAUGGGAAUCAGCUCAAGCAAUUUCUCUUUGAUUGUGUGAUAGAGUAUUUGAAUUCUAGAUAUGUUCGAUACUGUAACUCUGGAUUCAGGGCAUGGGCAGAAAUGCCGUUAUGCACGACAAAUGAUAAGCUGAUUACCGGGAUCGUUGGGGAAGUUAGAAGGUGGACGCGACUGGCUGGGAAGAUUCCGGACGAGAUUAUAGAGACGGAGAUGAGUCAGUCCUUGGGGAAAUGGACAGAUUUUGAAAUUGAAGGGUACGAGACUGGUGCUGUAAUUGAUGUGGAACUGCUGCAGAUUCUGGUUGAUGAUAUUGUGAUAGAUCUCUGUGAGGAAAAUAUGGGUUUCUCAGGUUCUUAUUGUUCAGCUGUUGGUGACUACUGAUUCAACAACCGAUACCCUCAUUCCUAACAAGAUAUAGCAUCUCUCUCUGGCUUUUGUUAAUGGAACCAGAAUGGUAUUUUUGUACAAAUGGAUGGAUUUCAUCACUGGGGAGAAUUUGACGGUGGUGGUUAUUUAAUUCUGUAGAUGAGCAUGGUACUUGUAGUUGCAGACUUGAUUACUUGUUGCUUUCAGAACUCUGACCAAAUUUGCUGUGAUGGUAUCUUUCGGAAUGAAGACCAAAAUCAGUCACUUAUGGAUUUUCUUAAAUAUUCAAAUGUACCGAGGAAAAGUGAUGUUUGCUGUGCAGUUUAAUCAUUCUCUAAUUUGGAGGUUUUGUUA